Messenger RNA from Helianthus annuus (common sunflower), 1074 nucleotides. RefSeq names its product 40S ribosomal protein S3-1. Lineage: Eukaryota; Viridiplantae; Streptophyta; Magnoliopsida; Asterales; Asteraceae. The record is from RefSeq and is a predicted model, not a curated record. Gene Ontology annotation, biological process: translation. Gene Ontology annotation, molecular function: structural constituent of ribosome; RNA binding. Gene Ontology annotation, cellular component: nucleus; cytosolic small ribosomal subunit. The transcript is spliced from 7 exons. Bases 161 to 904 code for a protein of 247 amino acids.
CCCAGAUCAUUCCAUUUUGGGCCAAAGGCCUACCACCAUGAAUACAGUAUUAAACCCUACCAAUUUUCAUCAUCUUCUUCUCUCUCCACCGCCGAUUUAUCGUUUAACAUCUUCGCUUUGAGGAUCAGUAAUCUUCAUCAUCUAAACUCGGCUGACGAAAAUGGCAACUCAAUUGAGCAAGAAGCGAAAGUUUGUAGCUGAUGGUGUGUUCUUUGCUGAGCUGAAUGAGGUCCUCACCAGGGAACUUGCAGAGGAUGGUUACUCUGGUGUUGAAGUUAGGGUUACACCUAUGCGCACUGAGAUCAUCAUCAGGGCCACCCGUACCCAAAAUGUUCUUGGUGAGAAGGGAAGGAGAAUAAGGGAGCUGACAUCACUGGUUCAGAAGCGUUUUAAGUUCCCUGAAAACAGUGUGGAGCUUUAUGCUGAAAGGGUUAACAACAGAGGUCUCUGUGCCAUUGCUCAGGCCGAGUCUCUGCGAUACAAGCUACUUGGAGGCCUUGCUGUUCGCAGGGCUUGCUAUGGUGUUCUGAGGUUUGUUAUGGAGAAUGGAGCAAAAGGAUGUGAGGUUAUUGUUAGCGGAAAGCUUAGAGCUCAGCGUGCAAAAUCAAUGAAGUUCAAGGAUGGGUACAUGGUGUCUUCUGGUCAACCAGUGAAGGAGUACAUUGACUCUGCUGUCAGACACGUGCUUCUUAGACAGGGUGUUCUAGGUAUAAAGGUUAAGAUCAUGCUUGACUGGGACCCAACUGGAAAGCUUGGACCCAAGACACCUUUACCUGAUAAUGUUGUUAUUCAUAUGCCAAAGGAUGAUGUUGUGGCACUCCCACCAAAAGAGGUGGAGGAAUAUAGACCACCCCUUGUGAUGGGUGACGAGCCGUUGCCUAUGUCCAUGCCAGUACCAGUCUAAAUCCUGUGACGAAAGCAAGAUUAGAUACUCAAGACUUUAUGUUAUAAAAUGAGUUUUUGUUGCGUUUUUGUUAUGAAUUGGACUCUUUUGUUCUCAUGAUGAUGCUCUGUUGCUGUAAUCUUUAUUUUUACAAGUAGUUUAAUGAAAGUAUGUUAUCUUUUGAGUUUCAA